UCUACAGAUACAAGGCACUCCGACGUCUCUGAUUACUGUCUGCUGUCCCUCGAAUAUAAUGUAUUUUAUCUUUGAAUAUUAUUCGUCUGAGCGCUUGGUUGUUUGAUGACAGCUACAAUGAACUUGGUAUCCUUGGGCCAUUCGUUACUUCUGGCGCAUCUGAUGGCUUGUGUGCGUGUAGUUAGCGAUCGUUUACAUGUUCGGCGCAGACAUGUUCCUUGUCUCAAGUUGGGCUCUCACGCGGCACGCAAAGCAAGACAAGGAAGCUUGGAAUUGGACGACGGGCUGGCUUUGUUUUCUUCUGUUGCCCUCCUUGUUUUCUUCAACAUUUGGCUCCCGAGCCCGCCGCCUGUGGUCUCCCUGCGCUGCCUUUCCCUUCCCGUAACCUUCUGUUCGUCUUGCCACGGCGCCCCCCACCGCUGCCGCCUUCUAUCGGCUCGACCGUGCUCUCGUCUUGGCUGGCGGGUCAUGGGUGAGGAGGUUCCAUCCAGUGUUGUAUGUAGCAUAAGGUCAGGCAGCCAAGGCAUGGUGCAAGGGCCAGCCGUUGGGUCGCCGUAGACGUUACGGUAUCAGAGGUAUCAAUCAUAAUGUCAGUGUCGAGAGUCCUUGUGUAUUGGGAGGGAUGGAUGUCACAAGCGAUGGCAUGUCGGACGCCGUGCUUUACCUGGCGGUUCAUGCCUCUUGGCCCAUU
Messenger RNA from Colletotrichum acutatum, 691 nucleotides. RefSeq lists its product as uncharacterized. The coding region runs from base 106 to 558 and encodes 150 amino acids. The transcript has a single exon. The record is from RefSeq and is a predicted model, not a curated record. Lineage: Eukaryota; Fungi; Ascomycota; Sordariomycetes; Glomerellales; Glomerellaceae.